CAAUUACCACGUUCUAGUGACGUCUAAAACGGCGAUAACAGGUAUAUACUACUAUACUAGGUAGUUUCAAUCUUUCCUUUUUAUGGUCUGGAAAGUUUGUUGCUUGAAUGGUUCCUCUGCACUCAGUGAAGUACACUACCGAAAUUCAUUUCAAUACCUUAUGAAAAUUGAUGAUGCUUGUCAUGACCAAAUUACAUAAGGAAAAACUUAUGAAAAGAGUAGAAAAAACGUAAUAUGAAGCAGACUGGAAUCGAUCCAUGAACGUCGAGAUCACCGAGCUCGUGCCCAACCCACGACGCUUGAGAAUAUCGUGUUGCUGAAUGUGUAUAAAAGCCAAACUGUGAGUCGAUUCUGCGUCAUGAAGUGACCUUUUGAAAUUCAUUCUAAUCGUUAUGAAUUGCUUAAAGGCCAUUUUCAAAGUUAGACUUUAUAAUGACCUUAGGUUUAUUUGGAUGAGUGUGUUAUUGGUUUUUUUUUUUCAGUCUGUCCACUUCGUCGAAGACCAUAAAGCGAUCCGACAUUUGUGAUAAAAGUUAUGGCGUUACGAUCGUCUAAUAAUGCGCGGACGCAAAUUUUGCAGCUGCAUCCAAACUAAAUUCCACUCCAUUUUCAUUUUCUGCUAAAACUGUAAGAAUUGUUAGUAUUGUUAGUGACAAAUUCGGAAACCUUUAAUCUUAAACAGUACAAUUUACAAGCAUGUUUUGCUGUAUUCUCAGUAAAAAAUCGAACUUGUUCGGUCUGGCGAAGCUCAACCCAUUUGGGGAGACGUUUUGCUGUUUUGUUCUCAGCUUUCCUACUACGGCGGGCCUAUAUUGACAAGCACUCAAUCACUUCGCAGAACGUAGCCGCGAAGCAAAGUAGACCCGUAUGUAUUCGCUCCUCAAACGAUGUAUGUAGGUACCUACCUAGGAAACGAGCAAUCACGUCGUUCGUCCACCUAGCAAGGCGAAGGAACGACUUUGCAAAAAGAUGUCCAAAUUUGGAGCAUUUAAGGUCAGCUGUUGAUGAGUAACCGAUAGUUAUAUAAUUUAAUCUCUCGUGUUUUUUCCUCUUUUUGCGCCAAUGUCUGAGGUCAAAACUGAGUGCCUGCUGGCGCUGACUGGUGCUGCUGCCCGACAGAUAGGCUGGAUUUAUGUACCCUCAUGCGGACAUAAAUUGAGCCCCUCAAUGUAUAACUCCCUUCGGUCAUGCGCUGCGUUCGUUCUCUGCUCCGGCUGUGUGUCGCGCAGUCAUGAAGUCGUGAAUGAGCAUUCGUUUAAUCCUAUUUAUGAGCAAUUUAGCUCGACCGGAACACACUAGGCCGCAGCGCAGAGACAACAUGCUACCAUGUGUAUUGUAUACAUAGUGUUCUUAGCAGAGACGCGACGACGAGAUGACCGUGCCAGAGCAGAGAGAGAUUGAUAAUCAAAUUGAUGUGGUCGUUAAUUUCAAUGCGCUUUUGCAGCUGCAAUCAGUGUACAUGAUCGCGCAUUAACGAUAAUGUGACUUUGGAACUUCUUGGCGAGAAGACAAUCUAGACACGGCCGGCGCGCAGAUGAUGGUCACCGAAGACUGAUAAAUUAUAAAAAGGGGGUUUAGUCUUUUCUGCUUUAAAGUGACAUCUCUUUUCGUUAUCCCCCCUUCUUUGUCAUACCAUUCUGGGUCAACUGGUUAUUGUGUAGUCAUCAACGAGUGUUCGUUAUUCUGGUUUCUCGUGGAGAUAGGAGAAAGCAUUCUUCAGCACUUAUACGCUUUCACUCUGGAAAAAUCGCGGGAGGAAUUUCUGAAGAAAUCCCUGAAAGUAUCCAAGGAGGAGUCCCGAAAAGAAUCCCUGGAAAAAUAACGGAGGCAAUCUCUAUAUAAAUCUACUAAGGAAUCCCGGAAAGAGUCCUAGGAGGAAUCUCUGGAGGAAUUGCCAAAGGAAUCACGAGAGCUAUCUCUGAAGACAUCUCUGGCGGAAACCCUGGAAAACCUCGGGAGGAAUCUCUGCAGAAAUCCUGAAAUAAGUCCUACCCAAGUAACAUUUUGAUGACCAAUUAGUUUUGUAGAGGUUUUGAGUUUCGCAAUAAACCAAUUGCCUUUUACUUUAGAUUUAUGAUGUUAUUAAGAACAUCUUCUAGUGUAUUAAAAAAAAUGUUACUUGGGUAGAAAGGAGCUUGGGAAGAACCGCUGGAAGAAUCUCGGAAGUAAUAUCUAUAGAAAUCAUUGAAGGAAUUCCGGGAGGAAUCCUAGGAUGAAUCUAGAGAUGAAUUUCUGAAGGAAUCGCGGGAAUCUCUGGAGAUCUCUCUGACAGAAAUUCUAGAAGAAUCCCGGAAGGAAUCUCUGGAGAAAUCCUUAUAGAAAUCCCACAGGAUUCCUAGGAGGAAUCCCGCGAAGAAACCCUUGAAAAAAUCCGGAUGAAUUCUCUAUAGAAAUUCUUGAAGGAAUGUCGGGAGAACUCUUGGGAGGAACCUCUAGAAGAAUUUCUGGAGGAGUCUCGGCAGGAAUCUCUGGAGAUAACUCUGACGGAGACCCUGAAGAAUCCCGGGAGGAAUCCUUGAAUGAAUCCUGGGGAAACCCCCAGGAAGAAUAGCAGAAACAAUCUCUAUAGAAAUCCAUGGAGGAAUCCCGGCGAGAGUCCUACGAUGAAUCCCUGGAGGAAUUUGUAAAGGAAUCGCAAGAGAUCUCUCUAAAAGAAACCUUAGAAGAAUCCCGGAAGGAAUCUCUGGGGAAAUCUCGGCAGAAUUCCUAGGAGGGACCCAGCGAAGAACCCCUGGAAGAAUCUCUGAAGUAAUAUCUACAGAAAUCAUUAAAGAAAUUCCGGGAGGAAUUCUUGGAUGAAUCCCUGGAGGAAUUUCAGGUAUCUUUGGAAAAAUCCUUAAAGAAAUCCCCACAGGAUUCCUAGGAGGAAUCCCACAAAGAAACCCUAGAAGAAUUCCGUGAGUAAUCUCUAUAGAAAUCCUUGAAGGAAUCCCGGCAGAAGUCUUGGGAAGAAUCACUGUUUACGCGAAAUGAAUGAGUUACGAAAGAAAAAGGAAUAUUGUAUGACGUCAUGAACUAUUACGGAAAGAUAUACAUUUGGGCGCCCUGUAGAAUAGAACGCAGUGAUAGGUAGGAACUUUUCUGUGUAGACAGUUUGCGCGCCUAGAAUGAAAGCUCACGAGGUAGUGUGGAGAAUAGAAAACGUACAGUCCAUUCAAAACGGAAUAGGCAAGUGAUCGAUAGGCAUGAAUGAACAUGCAACAGUCCACUAGGAAGCUUCGCGGUGUAAGGUCGUCGCGGAGACGAAAAAUGUAAAGUUUUUGAAUAAAGUGUUUCGUUUAAUUUAACUACGCGUUAAUCAUUCAGCGCAUCUGAAAUUCCUUCCGGUGAAGACCAACCCCUUAGCUAUCGUUGGAACAUUUUGGUCCUUCGAACCGGAUGUUGUGAUCGGUUUUCCCGGAUGUUUCGAAAUUUGUAGCUGUUACGCGUGUGGGAGAAGAGCACCUAGUGCAGAAGUGCGGUCCGUGACCGGAAAAUGAAAAUGAUUACCCAUGUCCGUGACAUAGUGUAAAUUGAAUGCAUCGUGCGCAGUAGUGCGGCCCGUGGCCAAAUCGUGGUAAUCGGAAUAGCCCGUGGCUAUAAGCAAAAACUGUACGUCGGUUGAAUGAGGUGUGGCCCAUCGCCGAAGACAGCCAGGAAGAGUGCAUGUGAUAUGUUCAGAGUGAACAAACAUGAGCGAUAGUGAAACACCGCGGGGAGUGUUGAAAACGAUUUCGAAACGAAAUAUUUUGGAAGCGUUAACGGGAUCGCGAAGUGAGGAAGCACCGCCAGUUCCAUCGGUGGCGGAACAAAAGAUUGCAAAACAAGUUCUUGAGAAGAAGAAAGCGAUGGAAUCGAAACUGGAAGUGUUGACGGAUCGGCGUGAUCUCAUCACGGAGAAAUUGAUACGAAUGAAGGAGUCAUUGCGAGAAGGUGUCAGCAUACAUUUGCUCAGCCUUCACCUUGAAACACUGCGGCGGUGCGCGGAUGAGUUCGAUAAGGUUCAUGUCGAAAUGUCCGCACUGCUGCCGAAGGAACAACGAACCGUAAUACGUCAGGAGUAUGCGGUAUUCGAGGACAUCCACAACGAACUUUACGUUGAUUUGCAAACACGAAUCGCCCAAGCGCAGGAGGCAGGUCGCGUAAAUCCAGGUACGUCACACAGUUUAAGCAUUCCAGGUGUCCAGCAGCCGAUUAUCGUGCAGGCAGCUGCCCCGCAAUUGCACGCUCCGUUUCCAACAUUUGAUGGGACACCGGAGAACUGGUAUAGCUUCAAGAGCCUCUUCAACAGCAUCAUGGCGAAAUAUCAGAACGAGACACCGGCGAUGAAGAUAUUGCACUUGCGUAAUUCUCUCGAAGGUGAUGCGAAGAGCAAAAUUGACCAAGACGUCGUGAACAACAACGACUACGAGAAGGCCUGGAAGAUUCUUGAGGAUGCCUAUGAGGAUAAGCGGCUUAUAUUGGAUGCGCACAUCGACGCUAUUUUGAAUUGCGCAAACGUUAGCAAGGACAACCAAGCGAAAUCGAUUUCGGAACUAGUGGAAACCUGCUCGAAGCAUGUUGAUGCCUUGGAGGGUCACAGCUUUCCUGUCGAAGGUCUGGGAGAGUUGAUUUUGCUUAACGUUAUCUACAAAAAGUUGGACAAAGUGACACAGGAGCAGUGGGAGAUGAAGGUGCCCAAAGGAGAGGUACCAGAAUACGAAACGUUCAUAGAGUUUCUUCGUGAACGAGGACGCGUUCUGCAGCGAACGAAUCGCUCAGAGCAGCAGCAGAAGGGACAACCAACGGUUCAAACGAGACAACGUGAUGCAGUAGUUGGUCACAAGGUGCCAGCACAUCCACGGAAGUCUUUUAUCCAAACAUCUACAGAAACGUGUCCGUGCUGUCAGGCCGAGCACUCGAUCUACAAGUGUUCGAAGUUCCAGAACAUGAAUUUCGUUGAACGGAAGUCUGUAGCCGCAAGGGUAGGCUUGUGCUACAACUGUUUGAAAAGAAAUCAUCGGGCCAUUGAUUGCGAGUCCGAUCAGGGGUGCAAGGUCCAAGGUUGUGGUCGGAAGCAUCAUAGUCUUUUGCACCCCAGCGAACAAACCAGGUCUUCGUUUCCAGUCACGCUGGAAGAUGCCAACGAAUCAAAUAGGCAGGAAGCAGAUGGUGCACGUGCAACUACAAUGAGCGCACAGACCGUGCGCAUAGAAACGGCAAAACGGCAGGUGCUGCUGUCAACUGCAGAGGUCUUGGUGGUGGGACAUGGAGGAUCCACCGUCAAAUGUCGGGCAUUGCUGGAUUCGGGUUCUGACAGUCAUAUUCUCACAGAGAAAUUGGCCAAUAGAUUGAAGCUGAAGAUGAGCCGAAUCGACCUCCCAAUCAGCGGCCUCAACGACAUCCAAACAAAAGUAAGACAUCUUGUGUCGACAAAAAUUCGGUCUCGGAUCAACUCGUAUACAACGAGAGAAUUGGAUUUCUUAGUCGUACCCAAAAUUUCAGCGAAUAUUCCACUGGCUGAGAUUGAUUCUAGAUCCUGGAAGAUACCAACCGGCAUACAGCUAGCGGAUCCAUCAUUCCAUGUUGCAGCAGAAGUAGAUUUGAUCAUCGGCAACGAAAUAUUCUUCGACUUGGUUAGGAGUGGGCGUUUGAAGCUACAAAACAGUUCGAUUACGUUGGCUGAAACCGAGCUUGGCUGGGUUGCUGGAGGGUCAGUGCUAAUGAAGAGGAGUGCACAGCGUACACGUGUUUGCCAGUUCAGUCGCCAAGAACAAAAGCAUCGACCACUGUCGGCAGCAGAAGCAGCCGCCGAGCAGUCUCACAGGGAGACGCACGCGAGGGAUGAACCAGACCGCUUCGAAGUACGAUUCCCAUUCAACGGCAAAAAGUUUCAACUUGGUGAUCCUUACGUUAUGGCGAUGAAGCAUGGCGGAUGGCUGGUUUCCUUAUCGAAGAAUCCGGAGGAGCGCAAACAGAAUUACAAUGAUAUGAUGGAAGUGAAUCUGAAUAAAAAGAAGAACAUGAUUAGUGCAACCGCAAAGGACAGAACAAAAACAUACUACAGAUCAAGGGAGUGGUUACAAGGAUCCGAACAUUUGUUGAGCCAGAGGUCUCAACGGGGGGUGAAUGUUUACGCGAAAUGAAUGAGUUACGAAAGAAAAAGGAAUAUUGUAUGACGUCAUGAACUAUUACGGAAAGAUAUACAUUUGGGCGCCCUGUAGAAUAGAACGCAGUGAUAGGUAGGAACUUUUCUGUGUAGACAGUUUGCGCGCCUAGAAUGAAAGCUCACGAGGUAGUGUGGAGAAUAGAAAACGUACAGUCCAUUCAAAACGGAAUAGGCAAGUGAUCGAUAGGCAUGAAUGAACAUGCAACAGUCCACUAGGAAGCUUCGCGGUGUAAGGUCGUCGCGGAGACGAAAAAUGUAAAGUUUUUGAAUAAAGUGUUUCGUUUAAUUUAACUACGCGUUAAUCAUUCAGCGCAUCUGAAAUUCCUUCCGGUGAAGACCAACCCCUUAGCUAUCGUUGGAACAAUCACUAUAAAAAAAUCUGGAGGAAUCUCUGUAGAUAACUCUGUCGAAAACCCUGGAAGAAUCCCAGGAGUCCCUAAAGGAGUCCCAGAAGGAACCCUAGGAUGAAUUCUGGGGAAACUCCCAGGAACAAUCCCGGAAAUAAUCACUAUAGAAAUUCUUGAAGGAAUCCCGGUGAGAGUCCUGAAAUGAAUUCUUGGAGGAAUUUCUGAAGAAAUCGCGUUAGAAAUCUCUAGAGAUCUCUCUGCCAGAUACCCUAGAAGAAUCCCGGAAGCAAUUCCGAUAGAAAUUCUUGAAGGAAUACCGGGACGAGUCUUAGGAGUAGUCCUAAAAUAAAUCCCUGGAGAAAUUUCUCGAGGAAUCUCUGGAGAUAACUCUGACAGAAACCCUGGAAGGUUCCCGGCAAGAAUCUCUAGAGAAUUUCCUGAAGAAAUCCUGAGGAAAAUCCCAGGAAGAAUACUCGGAAACGGUAUCUAUAGAAAUCCUUGGAGGAAUCCCGGGAGCAGUCCUAGGAGUAAUUCUAAGAGAAGUGUCUGCAGAUCGGACAAAUAAUUAGGAAUCACACGAUAGAUUGUUUCCAUCUUAGGUGUUUCCCAAUGAGAUGAAUCCCAAUCCAACGUCUCUGAAAUCACGCCGCAGGAGCUUGCGUUUUUUUUCUGCCUUUGCACUCGAGAAGCCCAACAGAAUUUCUAAAACAAAAUACUCCCGUCAAAAUUCUGGCAUAAUUUCUGCGGUCCCUCCAAGGCCUUUUUAUAAUUUCUGCCAGGAUAAUUUCCAGGAACUUCUUCAAAAAGUUUCCCUAGUUAUUUAUUCAUUCACGUAUUCCACUAUACAUAGUUUGAGGGACUCAAAUUCCCUCCCAAAUUCAUAAAGGAUGUCCAUCUUAAAUUCCACAAGGACCUACUUAUAGGGUUUCACCUGGGCGUCCAGAAGAAAUUGUUGCUUUCUAAAGUAAAUGUUGCAGACAUUUUUACUGAAAUGCUUACGGAUAUAUAAGUCUAUCCGAAGGAAUCCCAACAGAAAUUUCCGGAGGAAACUCAGUGCAAAGUUUCAGGACUUCUCAAAGAAAUUCCAAAAAGCUUCUCGGAAAACUUAAGAACCUCUGAUAUGCUUUCCCUUCUUUAAGAUAAAAUGUCAUGGGUUUCUUUCAGAACUGCUAUACAACUGAGUGACGGGUUUCCCUAACGAAUGCUACCAGCAAUCAUCCAGAAUUUGCUACAAAUAUUUCUUGAGAAAUUUUCCCGACAGGAUUCCCAAAAAAAAUUCCUCCGAGGGUUUCUCCACGUAUUUCUUCGGCGAUUCCUCCAGGACUCCUUCCUGCGAUUCCUUUGGGAAUCCCAUUGGUGAUUCUUUCCCUUAGUGGAUUGAUCCAAAAAAUCUUCAAGGAAUAUGCGAAGUCCGGGAAUUUCUCCGGCAAUUCUUUGAGAAUUCCGCAGCAAGUUCCUUCGGGAUUUCCUAGGCAAAUGUUACCAGAAAAUCCUUUGAGAAUUCUCCACAAACUUCUCCGGGAUACCUCAAGGAGUUCAUCCAGGCCAGGUUUGCCCCUGAGGAUUGUUUAACAAAUCCUUCUCCUGGAAUUCUUCCGGCGAUUUCUCUAGGCGCUUUGCCGGGGAUUGUGGGAAAAUUAUGCCCAUGCCCAGGAAAUACUCCAGGAUCACUUUAGGAAAUCCUCCGACAAUUCCUCCAGGAAUUCUUCCGGCGAUCCCUUCAGGAUAUCCUCCAGAGAUCUUCCGGGAAUUUUUUCAGCAACUCUAGAAAUUUCCCGGGAACUCCUCUAAAAAUUCUUCCGGGAACUUCUCCGCAGGAAUUCCUACUGGAAUUCCUCCGGAAAUUUCUCCAGGAAUUCCUCCAAGAAUUACGACAAGAACUCUUCCAGGACUUCUACGGGAAUUCUUCCAGAAGUUUCCCGGGAACCUCUAGGUAAGCCUCCGGAAAUUCUUCUAUGUAUUAUUCCAGAACUUCGUCUACGGAUUCCCCCGAUAAUUACUCUUGAAAAUCUUUCGGAAAUUAAUACAGGAGUUCUUCUGGCAAUUGUUCCAAGAAUUCCUCCGGAAACUCCGGGAAUCUCAUGAGGAAUCCAUGAAAGAUUCCCUGGAGGAAUCCCGGAAGAAAAUCUUGGAAGAAUCCCAGGAGAACACCUUUCAUAAAAAAAAACCUUCAACAAACCAUGGAACAAACUGGAAGAAUUUUUGUUGAAGUAAGUACCGGGUAGAAUCCCUGAAGGAAUUCCUAGAGGAAUCUCUGGAAAAAUUUCUGCAAGUAUUCCUGAAAGAUACCCGGAGAGCAGAUGUACUUACUCGUAUACAAAAUUCAAUUGGAUGGCCAUUCUGUGAUCAUAUACUAAAUCUUAAAGGUCCGAUGUAAAUAUGACAAUAAAUUACAGCUUGUGCUGGAUGAGUACGACUGGAAUAUAUUGAAUCCGGAAUGCUGGCUUUCUCAGUCUUGGGUAAAUCAAAACGGCUAGUUCUGCUUUACCCAACGUUCCGGCUUUUUUAUUAGGCCUUUUUCAAGGGGAUAGCUGUCAACCGUUCCUCGCAAUACCCUAUGUAACAAAGAACAGUUGACAGCUAUUCCGUUGAAAAAGGCCUAAUAAAAAAGCCGAAACGUCGGGCAAAGCAAAACUAACCGUUUUGCAAGACUGAGAAAGUCAGCAUUCUGAAAUUACAGAUUGUAUGAAAAACAGCAGUCCUGUAAAAGCCCUCCAACCAUUAAUGCAAAUUUCCUUAACUAAGGAAGACCCCAGCCCGCUGAAUCCAACUGACUUCCUAAACUUGAUCGAAUACUACAUGAAACCCGGUAGACAAUCACUUGGCGCAUGUUCGUUCGCCAGCAAUCGUUAAUGAGACACGUGUGCAAAUAGGUAUUCCUAAAUUUGCAACCCUUAUUAUCCGAACGUGCGCCACUACUAUAGGUCCCCAUCAUCUACAGCCCACAAAGCACAACACUGCUCCGUAGAUAUUAUGUAAGGCCAGUGCGUGAGUGCAGUUAGUUGGCACGAGAAUUGCACGCCCUCCCUGCGCGACUUCAGCGAGGAGGACCAAACGACAAGUUGUCAACUGUUCGCACUUUUGACCGGUCGCCUGUCGCCAUGGGCGCUGCUGGUGUUGUCUUUGUUGGUACAGUAUAUUACCCAGUAGCUGUAGCUCUACAAAUGCGUUGUUUGUUGGAAUUGUCAGUAAGGAAUAAGAGAGGUGUGCAGUGCCAUUUGUACUUGUGCACGCGUCGCGUAUUCUUGGUUCGCGCGUCCACCGCAACCAGACCCAAAGAGCGAAGGCAAAGUGGGUUCCGCACGAUCCGAGAAGACGGGUCGGUGUUCCAGUCGCGUAGUAAUGAAGGGGCGCACAUAUUAGCAUCUGGAGAUUUGAACAGACUUCUGGUUUGAAAUACAUACCUAUUAACCAAAAUUCUAGAAUUAAUAUUAGGGAAUGAAGCUCAAGCUCCAGCCAGAUCAGGUACACUUACAGGAGAAACCAACGUAUAUCUACCUGGAGCUAUUCUCAGUAUAUAAGUGUUGGUGUACCUCAGGGAUGCCAGAUUUAUCUGUAUUACUUAUAUAGAUUUUUGAGCAUCCGUACAAAUUUUGUUUUAUAUGAAAUACAGAUUUGUGAGCUAGCCCGAGUAGAAGGGAAUAUCAAACUAAUAACUGUCAAAUCACAUAUUCUGUUUUUAUAUCUUGUUUUGUUAUUAUUAACUUAUCAAGGCAUAACUUUUCCAUAACAUGUUUUCUUUGACAAUCUUAUUUUGUUAUGAUCAAGCUAUUGAUAUACACCCAUAAAAUAUAUUUUUUGUAAUUACGUGGUGAAAAGUGGAACAUUUCAGUUGGCUGAAGUAUGCCGAAAUGGCCUACUUUUCACCCCUAAUGCAAGUGUGCUGAAAAGUACUACUUUUCGGCACUCUUAAGAGUGCUGAAAAGUAGCACUUUUCGGCACUUUUGCUCGUACGCACUUUUUACUUACCACCAUGCCUUCCGUAGAUUCAGCCUCUGCCUCUACAUCUACUGAGCAGCUCGAAUCCAAAUCAGGACGAUUUCAAUUCGGAUUCAAACUACAAAUCAAGUGUAGAGGCAGCUGCUGAAUCUGCUCUUGCUUUCGUCUGCGAACAACUGUUUGACAACGGUAGCUCGUUUUGUUGUUUGUUAUGGAACAAAUUUAGUUAUUAUAAUAUUAUUGAGAGUGUACAUUUUUUAUUAACAGUAGCACGACAAUAACAAGUUUUAAAAUUGAUUUGAUUGAUUGUUAAAUUGAUUGAAAUAAAUUUUAUAUAAUAACUAGCAAGGAUUAUUGAUAUUUGUUUUAGUUACUCAUAUAGGGUCUCGUGCCAUUUGGGCAGAUGUACCUAAUUUGAGCACUUGAUGCUGUAACUAAGUACAUUUCAAACCAAUUGAUUUAAAUUUUUGUAUAGGGUUAGAUGGUGUACGUAACUCAUCGUGUGCCAAUUAGAUAUAAAAUUGAUUUAGUUAUAGCGGUAAGUGUCCAAAUUAGGUGCACCUGCCCAAAUGGUACAAGACCCUAGCAUUAUUAUUUACUUUGUUAUUAGUUUGAUAUCAUAACUAAUUUUGCUUUCAGAUUGUUAUCAAUAACUUUAAAAUAACAACAUUUGUUAUUAAAAUAUUUUCCAAAUUCAUUGUUAUUAUGGUGUUAUCGAAACUAACAAUACAUGUUAUCAGUGUGUGGAUUUUUAUCGCGAACCACUGAAUGGUCCAUGCUCAGCAAGUGAUACAUUCGCGAUUGUAACAUUUCAUGAACCAACAUGCUCGGGAACGCUCCCCGAAAUGCUGUUCAUUCUCUUGCCCGGUUCGAUACGAGAGCGCAAUCAAGAGAGAAGAUGCUCGAUGACGCUAAUGAAAGCGAUGCAUUCGGUAAGAAUAUGUUAUUGCUAUAAUUCUUUUUUUAUUGUGACUACACAACCUGCAACGUCAUGAAUACAGUUAAAUUAAAUAGUAUUUCACGUUUUUAAAGCGAAAACGCAUUAAAUACUGAUGUAAAUAACGAUUAUUCACAGUUGCCCCAAGCCAACGAUGAGCGAUCAUCGGUAAGUGUUACACUUAGCGAUGCCCGCUCAUCGCCGCAGCUUGUUUAUAUCGGAGUAUCUUCUUUGUGUUCCUUCGUGAACCAUGCGACUCGACGAGAGAACAUACACCGCUUGGUAAUUGAAACAGAACCAACAGAAGGGAAGAAAAACUGCCGAGUGGUUCACUGAUCACUUUUUCGUCCAAACACUGCAUGUUAUUAUAUUGAUCUUCCAGGAACAUGUUUUUGCUAUGAUUUUUGUUAUUUUGCCACUUAUGACAGUCAAGUUUAUAACAUAAUUUGUUAUGUUAAUCACAUGAAAAUAACUGAUUUUAUUACUCAGUUGUUGUUAUUCCCUUCUGCUCGGGAGAGGAGCUGUUUUAGAUUGUGUAUGGGAUACAGAUUGUUCAUUCAAAUUUUGUAUUAGAUAUAGAUUUUUGAAAAAAUCAUCUGGCAUCCCUGAUGUACCUGCUUUUGUUUUAAGACAUCAGAGACACAGAAUUGUGGCCAGUUUUGAGAAGUGGAGAAAUUGAUGAUGCAAUCACUCGCCUACGGAAGACUUUGAAAUUCAAGGCGGAGUCCGUGCGGAUGCGAAUCCCUAGUUCCAAAUUUUUUGAGGAAGUUGGUCACUUUUCACUUCUAGAAGUAGAUUUGCGCCAUAUGCGUACAGUCCGUUACAAAACUAGACAAAGCAAAUCACUCAUGUACGAGUAACAAUCCGACAAGACAGUUACAGUUGGAUGAAACAUAAGACCAAAAACUUGUCUUGCCAUUUAAUAUCUUUCAAUACCCAGAAUGCUUACCUGGAAACCAAUAUAAGUUUGCUGGGUUGCUUUGGCAUAACCUUCACAGUAAAAGCAUGUAUUCCCUCAUUGUUACAAUUCAACAAAUUUCCGGAGUUCUUCUUUCACUUGACUUCCACCAAUUAAUGCCUUCCCGUGUCAUUGCACUCAGCGAGCAUUGGCACAGUCUUGUGCCGCACACUAUUGACAAUUGCCUAAAAUCUCUGCAUAUCGUUCCCAUCCAUGCUUUAGUGUGCUUAAGCAAUCACACUAUCUUCGUUCAGCUGCUUCUUGCUGUGGUAGAUUCGUUUCUCUUCCACUCUUGCCACCCUGUAAACAUUCGCUACUCCAGACUGAAGGGUAACUCUAAGAGGUCACAGACAUCCUUGUUGAACUGGGUGACAGAGAUCGUAAAAAACUUUUUGCGGUGUAAUGUUACACUAUUUUUGGUACACCUAGGAAAAUUGAAAGAGGAAUUCUGUAGCCACAGCUGUAAAGGCAUGGGUACCCAGCAAGGAUUCGUUUCUCGGUCGUAAAGGAAAUUUCCUUGAAUUUCCUUCAUCUUCAACUUCAACUCACGCUUAGAUGAGAGGUUAAUGAAAAAGCAUCUUAUAUCGCUAGCGUGCGCAGUUUUUUUUCUUUUUCCUCACUCACUCUCGUAAACAAACACGAGAAAGAAAAAGAUUAAAGAGGGGGCACUUGCCCCCUCUUUUAUCUCACUCUUUCUUGUGUUUAUCAAACAGAAUGAGCGAGAAAAAAGAAAACUCUUCUAACACUAGUGCUUUAUAUCCAAAUUAUUGCCAAUAUUUUUUUGAAUCUUACAUUGGAGAUGUUUUCAUUUGUUUAUUUCGAUCAUUUUUAAGGCUUGAUAUAAAAUAAGGCACACAUUGCCGCUAAUCCGUGUAGGUUUGAAUCAGAGCACAAGAACUAAAAAAAUUGCCGAUUAUUAGCGAAUAUUAUCCAGUAAGUGUGUGUGUGUGUGUGUACUCCAUCUAACACCCACUGUCCGGCAGUGAUAUUAUGGAAGAAAGCAUUCUGCAACGCCAUUUUUAUGUCGUUUUGGUCCGGGAGUUAGACGGUGAUAGCUCUAUUGCAGAUCCAGUGACCCAUUUCAGAAUGGUUGGAGAGACACUCCAUUCAGAAGUCACUUUCACUUACAAUAAGCCCCUCAUGUGUGCAUUACCGUUAUCAAAUGGAUAAUGAUAAUACAAACACACUUCCUGUUCUAAAGAAAUUUCUUUAAAACUGGCACGUAUUUAGUGAAUCAUAGAACAAUCUCACCAAAAAUGAUCUGGGACGGCGAUGCUGUUAUCAUUGGGACGUCUAGUUCAGCUUCUUCCGGAUGUCCUCACUCCAUCUCUUCCAAGCGCAUAAUUGGUUAAUCAUUACACAACAUACCACGCUUUCAACAAUAAUUAAGAGCACCCAACAUCUAAAUGGCGCUAUUUGAAUUCAACGGCGGCUUCAAGAAUAACCAAACUCGCAGUACCUAUAUUUUUUAUUUCUUGCCAAAGCUUUUUCCCUGUGUGCAUUGAAAUCAUGCUACAUGCGUCACUUCACAUCUCGUUUGUCAUUGCCGAUGUAUUACACAACAUACGCGUUGCGUUGCGACAUCACAUGCGACAAAGAAUUGUCGCCCACCACCGACGGUCGCUGGACCGACACGCAUACUAUCGAAACAUCCACACAGCGACUAUCAACCGCGUUACGUUUCAUACGAAGAACGAUUCAAAACGUAUACACUCUUCUCUUUUCUUGAGGCGAGUCGUCGCGAUGCCAGAACGCAAGAGAUCACGCAUACACACAACCAUCACUGCAAACCACGCGAGAAGAAAAAAACACAACAUGCCGUCCCCCAUCGCAAGCCGAAAAUAUUACGGAGACACUGUUUUUGUUCACUUCAUUAGAGCCACAAGCACUUAAAAACACAAUAUUUGUAAUGACCAUGGUUCGGGCCAAUUGAAAAAACAAUAUUUAGAUACAAAAAUCUACGUUUUCACUAGAAAAUCGCGGUUCAUUUCACGAGCGCAUCACUAACGCGACCGACCGAACGUAUCAACAACCGUGUCUAGCGAAUAUUAUCCAGUAAGUCUUCCAAAAAAAAUCUAGCUGGACAUCCUCCAAGAAUUCCUGGAGGAUUCCUGGGAGCAAAUGUAUCUAUAUAAAUAAAAAUGGAAUGGUGUUUGUAUGUCACGAAUAGGCUCGGGAACGGGCUAACGGAUCUACACCAUUCUUUAGUGUUACUUUCGUACAGGGCUCUGACGUAUUCGUACGAAAAAAAAUAAUUGGGAAAAUCGACCGGUAACGCACCGACAACGAGAAAGUUUGUAAUUCCAUUUUGCGGGCCAUUUUUCCACAUAGCUGCAUGUCAAAAAACACAGUAGGCAGGCAGAACGACGUUUGCCGGGACAGCUAGUACUGGAUAAAGAUGGAAAUGCUUGAAAAAAAAAAACAGCAACAAUACCUGGAGAAAUCCCAGCAGAGAUCUGUUUUACCGCGCUGCCAUAGUGCCGCGUGAAAGUGAGAGUUAGAGUGCGCGUCCAAAGGAUUUUCGUGGAUUUGCUGUUGUUGAUAUUCUUCUUUACGGCUUCGCACACGCGCACUCCCACUCUCACGCGUAACUAUAACGGCACCCUUAGUAUCUGGAGAAAUGCGUGAAGAAACCUCAGAAGGACUCACCAGAGCAAUUCAUGUAGGAAUCAUAGGAAAGAUCCCAAUUUUGGAGAGUCCCAGCGGGCCAUGUAAUCCAUUGAGGAGUUAUGAGAAGAAUUUGCUAGAUAAAUUUCAGAAGACAUCCCUGAAGCUUAUGUCGAAAAACUCCCAGGAGGAAUCGCAGCAGGAAUUUUUGUAAGAGUUCUGAAGAAAUUUAUGAAGAAAUCAAUGAAAAACCCCUGACGAUUGAUAGGAGAGAUUUUUGUCGGAAUCCAAACAGGCCUGGAGGAACUUCAAAAUGACUUAUUGUAAGAAUCCCAGGACGGAAUCCUAGAGGGAUCCAAAGAUCUGAAGUAAUCACGGCAAAGCAAUUCAAGAAAUUCUUGUAAAGAUUUUCAAGCGCUUCCAACUAAUAUUGUUCCAGUAUUUUCUCUUGGGCGUCCUACAGGAGUUAUUGAAAGAUUCUCAAUGGGAACGGCUUGAGGAUUCUUAGCAAAAAUUCCUGGGGGUUCCCGCCAGAAGUUUUUAGCAGAAUUCCAGCAACGAUUCCAGAGGGAUUAUAGGAGAAAUACCUGGAAGAAUUUUAAGAAGAAUCCUUGAAGAAAUCCCUGAAGGAAUGGACUAGCUGGAGGAAUUCUAGCAAAUAUUCCUGGAGGAAUCCAUGAAGAUUUUCCCUGAGGAGUACCAAGAAGAAUUUCCGAAAGAAUUCCAGCGGGCAUUGUUAGAAAAAUUAAGAGAGGAAUUCCUGAAGGAACAAUUGGAAAAAUCGCUGAAGGAACUGAAGCGAGAAUUUUCGAAGGAAUUCCUGGAGGAAACAGCUCUGAAGGAAUCAUAGGAGGACUAGCUAGAGGAAUCCUAGCAAGUAUUCCUGGAGGAAUCCAUGAAGAUUUUCCCUGAGGAGUCCUAAGAAGAAUUUCCGAAAGAAUUCCAGCGGGCAUUUUAGGAAAAAAAAAAAUAGAGAGGAAUUCCUGAAGGAACAAUUGGAAAAACCCCUGAAGGAACUACAGCAAGAAUUUUCGAAGGAAUUCCUGGAGGAAACAGCUCUGAAGGCAUUUGUGAAGGAUAUCAUUCUCCAUGGAUUUAUCUUGGAAUUUUAGUAAUCGCAGAAAAAACUCUAGAGCUAUUUUUGAUAAAAUCCCUGGAGAAAUCAUAGUUUCAAUUUCUGGAGGAAUCCUCGGAGAUAUUACUGGAGGCCAACUAACAGGAUUUUUUGGAGGAAUUCCUAGAAAAAAGGUUAAGAAAAUCUCUGUAGGAACCACAGGAGCAAUGAUAAAGUUAUCCAAAAUACCACUGGGUGAGGCUAAAUAGUACCUAAAUAGCUUCCAGUGUCCUUCUUUUGCAAAAUCAUGUAGUUUGAUGUAUCGGCAAAGGUAGGCUCCUGAAACAACAGGUAAUUUUCGUGUUUUCCGGAGGAAUCAGGUUUCCAAAACAUCCCUGGAAUUGACCGUUUUUUGAGGUUUCGUGUAAAACUAAAGAAGUUGAGUCGCAUCACUGUCGGCCGUUGUCAAUAGUGAAGGUCAUCUUUCCCGUCUUGCGCGUUGACUUCACCGAUGACAAUCUUAACGUUGUGUAUUGGGAAUUUUCCAUUGGUAUUGUCAAGUCAUUCGUAAACACAUCCUUCACGUCAUCGGUUUUGUCGUUCAUCAAAACUAGAAGCUCUUAGUUGUAGGGAACUUUAGUAAUCCUGAAAUAUCUCAAAGGCAUUUCGGAAGGGCUUCAGGUUUCACAAAAGUUCGCGGAUGUGGGUGGGUUAGGCUAGGUAACGUAACUUUUCAUAGCACAGACAAUGACUACAACGAAUACAAAUUUAAAAAAAAAUGAGUUUCGUACAAUCUUGAAUAUUUCGAAGAAACAGAACCAUGUCUAUUAGUCUUUGAAGAAUAAUAGUAAAUAUAAUUCAUUAUGGGCUAGCAUUGCAAGUGUAGAUAUAAAGUUUUGUUCACCAUAAAAGAUUGAAUGACUAAAAUUAUCACAUAACUAUCAUAAAGUUACCCUUGAGAGUAAAGAGGUUAAUGGAUCCUAUUUAGUUGUAUAACGUUAAUCUCUAAAAUAAAAUCACCAGUGGUUGUUUUUAUCAAUUAAGCUCCAUAAUAUCUCGAAAAUAUGUAACGACGCUUUUUGUUCCUCGAACUAUUUUGGAAAAUACCUUCGAUUAUGUAACACUACUUAACUUAGGGACAAAAGCUAUUAUCAUAAGUGUAGACCUGAUGCUAUGGUCUCCAGAGUAGUUUGGUUGAUCUGGAAUAUCUUGAAAGAAUCUUGGAAUGUCUCAUGGAAUUCCAGGGGGAUUACAGAUUACAGUUGUUGUUGUAAUGUUACAGUUCAUUGUGAAAUUGACUACCUUUUGUGUCAAGAGAUAAACUUCAGGGCAGUUUGGAUGAUCCUGAAUGUCCCAAAGGUUUGUAAUAAAAUGUAGUAGACUUCAGGUUGGUCGCGAUUGAUUAUGCAACGUUACUCAGUAUAUCUGAUAUGGCUGCUGUUACGAGUGUAGACCUGAAGUUCUGAACUCAAAGGUAGUUUGGCUAAUCUAGAGUAUCCAUCCCUAUAGCAAAGAAUAAGAAUGCCCACUCCGCUGAUGCUCGGGGGGACACUACCGCAGCGCUACCUGCGGAUGAAAGUUCAACCUUCAUGCGGUAGUGUGCGUUACUGAUUGUAUGCGGAUACCAAAACAUUCGCACACCAUCUUCUCUUAUGACAAAUCACGAAAACUGUUACAGAUAGAUUCCACCUUGAUACGCUUAAAGAGCGCUACUUGUCUUGUCGCCUGACGUUUACAUAGAAAAGGGCUAAAGAGGGCAUUCUUUCUAUUUUUAUUCUUUGCCUAUAGUGUCACUAAAUUACAUUUUAGAUAUCAAGAGCAGCAUAGAUAUGGCUACUAUGGAGGUUCAAAAAAUUGUUUAUGAUCCACUCCGCUUAUUCAAUUCGUAUCCAGAUUUUAUGCCUUCUCCCAAAACUUGAGUUCAUUUGGUUGAAAAUUUAUAGUGCACAUGCCCUUCAAAGGUUGUUCGGGAACUACUUUGUGAUUACGAUUACGAGUGUAGACCUGAAGUUUUAAACUACAAAGUAGAUUGGCUGACCUAAAAUAUCCGAAUGACCCAAAUGUCAUUUGUAAUUUCAAGAGCUUCACAGAUCCCAGCAGAUUAUGCAAUGCUAUUGUCAAUGGCGAAAACACAUAAAGUUAUUCUCGUAGAUUUGAAGGAUUUCAUUAUACGACAAUUUGAACGACCCUGAAUACCCCAAAGGUUUAUAAUACCUAAUAGCCAGACACAUCAGGUUGGUCCAGCAACUGCGGUUGAUUAUGUAACGUUACUCAGUACAACAGAUAUGGCUACGGUUCUGAGUGUAGACCUGAAGUUCUAAACUCCAAAGUAGUUUGGAUGACCUGAAAUAUCCCUGUAGUGUCUAUGAAUCACAUUGAAGAUUUCAAGAGCUUCACGAAUCUCAGUAGAUUUUUUUAUUCUUUGUUGAGUACAUGAGUCACUGCGACCAGUUUUUAGAUCGUUCCCAGUAGAUUAUGUAAUGCUAAUAUUAAUGGUGAAAACACAUAAAAUUAUUCUUGUAGAUUUGAGGGAUUUUACUACAGGACAGUUUGGAACACCUAGAACAUCCCAGAAUAUAAAACACCUUUUGAUAUUCUUGACGAAGGUUAAAUGAAUACAUAUGAACGUAACCCAUACCCAUAUUUAGUUUUUAGAACAACUGGUAGGUCAUUUUCUCCAUACUUCCUGGUGUUCAUGAUGUUCCAGAUUCACAUUUGAAGCCACGGAGCUAUUUAGGCCCACCCUAGAAAUAUUAUCUCGCUACGCCAAUGUCAGCCUCCCAAACUAAACAUGAACCACACCAACGAACGCCUGUUUCGCCACUCGACUAAAUAUAAUGUAUGACACGAAAAUGCAUAGUAGGUAGGUUGGUAAUACGGCACAGCACUCUCACUUUCGGUUUAGUAGUGGAUCGUUGCUGCGCCUAUAUCCGAGGCCGGUCACUUGAGAGGAAAUAUUUAGAUAACGUAAUGACAUGUGAGAGUGUUUCCCUUAGGAGCGGAUUAUGCAUGCUCAAACGCUUUUGUUUUAAAAACAGCAGAAGUGGAAUUUGUGCCACGAUGGGAGAGCCGAGAUGUAAACAAAGUGUUCGAGCUAUAAUAAGGUGCUUUAUGCUUCAGUUGGAAGGUGUGUCUCUUCCCAACCACGGCACGACCUUACCAAUUUGGGUGCACAGAUAAGUGCCUUCGGUUGUUGCCACAUCGAAGCAGUGAACAAAUAGAAGUUCACACAUACUUUUUGCAUUAGUGACAGAAGAUCAUAAACCAUUUCACCCACUGUAAAUUGCUCAUAAAACGAUCUUAUUCUAAUAAUAAAAUCCCAUGCAAUGAACCAUGUGGAAUCAUUAUAAAAUGCACUUCAAAUUAUUUUCUAUUACGCCAUAAAGACCCGAGAUGGCUACCAUCCAGAACUGAGAUCAAUAAAAUUAAGAGAAUCAACCCACGCCAGACGCAUCGAGUCGUAAUCAAAUCCAUUAAAACCAGCACUUCUAGAGAGCUGCACAGUGCUCGACCCGAAGAAACGCAUUCUGCUUUUUACUUUCGUUCCCAGCCAGCUCCCAUCAACGCAACCGGGGGCUCGAGGCGUUAGAUUUCUUCGAAUAAUGAUGAAAGAUCAUCAAUGCCAGUCACUUGAAAGAUGAAUCGCGAGUUUGCCCUCCAAACGGCGACGAUGCCAACGACGACACUCUUCAUAUUUUUUUUUGCCGCCCGCCUGCAAUCCAGGAUGCAAUGGUGGCGAUUGAUUGAUGAACAAACACGUCUGCCACUUCCCGGACUAUAUUUAAUACGUGCACUAAGCCAGCCAUCAGCGCCAGUGGCGACACUACUAAACAGCAGCAAUAACAACAACAACAGCAAGUCUUGGUAGAUAUGACAGUUUUCCAGGAUCCGGGGAGAGAUCAUUAAAAGCGAUGACAGAGUUGCGUGCACCGGCGAGAUAUACGAUGGGGCCGAGACUAGCCUGCCAGGCUGCCAACCAUCCAGAGUUGAUCGUCUGGCUGGCUGGUAUGAUGGUGUGGCAUUCAGUAUCUAAUCGAAUGUGUUAAAAAUUUAAUUGAAUCAAACGACGACAUUGUGUGGCAGCGAGGGCCAGUGUUGUCUUAAGUGGUGACAAAUGGUUUUGAGUUGUUCGUAGAACUUUGUGACCGUUUUUAUUGUAACGCAUUCUUAAUCUGCAAAUAUUGUAUAUAUCGUAUAUCGUAUCGUAUAUAAAGCAGGCGAAAGAAAUCGAAUCAAAUUAUUUGAAUGAGCAAAAACCGUAUGAUAUUUAAUUGCUCAGCUCUACAAAUACAGAGGUUCUGAUAAGAAUAGAAAAAUAGUCGCUACAAUGAAAACCUUUUCAAUGUGAAUUAAAAAAAAAACAUAUCCAUAGAAUGAUUUAGCUGGACAAAUUGUUUGGUGUUAUGCGUCUGCUGGAUAUCCCUCAAAUCUGGACAGAUUGUGAGGAGAAAUGCGUUAUUUGGAAAUAAAUGUCCACAUGUUCAACUCCUUUAACGUAUUCCGCAAAAAUCCAAGAGGAAAUCCUAGCAAAAUUCUGGAAAGAAUCCUUUUGAGGAUUCCGAGAGAAAACCUUGGAAGAAUUCGAAGAGAAAUCUUUGAAAGAAUUAUGAGAGGAAUUUCUAAAAGAAAUCCGAAAAGUAUCUAGGGUGACAAAGGGUAUUAUCGGCAGGUUUGUUCUCUUCGUCAUGGGGUUUUUUUGUGGGCCGAAUUGCCUGAAAUUUGGGCAUAUAACUCAGCUUGGUUGGGAAGGAUUUGAGGCCAACUUUCAGAUCGACAGGUUUCAAAAAACCCCCCAUGACGAAGAGAACAAAACUGCCGAAAAUACGUAAGUUCCCCUAAUUAGAAUUUUUGGGAGAAAGACCUGAAAUACUCUAAAGAAUAAUUUGUGUAAGAAAUCCGGAAUGAGUCCCUUGAACAAUUUGUGGUUGAAUUCAGGGCGGAAUCUCUGAGGAAUUCUGGGAGAAAUUCCGGAAAUUCCAUGUAAAGACCCGUGAGGAAUUGCCUGUUGAAUCCAGGGAGUAACAUCUGAAAUAAUUCUAGGAAGAAACUGUGCAAGAAAGUAGGAAAUCGUUGACUAAAUACCACGAGGAAUGCUUGGAAAAAAUCGUGGGGAAAUUCAUAGAAGAGCCCCUUGAGAACACCCUAGAAUAAUUCCGAGACGAAUCAAUGAGAAAUUUUAAAGUGGAACCCUUGGAAAAAUUUCAUUAGAAGAGUUUUUAAAGAAAUCUUUGGAAGAAUUCCAAAAGGAACUUCUACAUUCCUAGGACAAUUUCGGGGGGAGUUCUGGGAGUAAUAACUAAAGUUAUUCUGGAAGAUGUUCCUGGAAUAAUUCCGGAAAGAAUCCCAGAAAGAUUUUUUUGGUUUGAAUACCUGUAAUCUAAUACCUUUUAUUUCAGUUUUAUCAUGGUUUUAUAUCUAGUUCUUCUAGUCUAUCUGUUUUAAAAUAUGUUACUUGGGAUGUAUAUGAUAAUCAUGUGUGCAGAUACACGCAGAACGCUUUGUGUGAAACGAUGCAAAAACGGCACGACGUCACAAAUCCCAUUCGUUCCGUAUUGCUCAACCUUUCUAAAGUAUCACUUUGUAAACAGAUCGCUGAAGUAAUGUAUGGUUUGGGUCAAAUAAUUAUUGAUAUGCGAGUACCCAUGGUCAAAUAUUCGACCAAGCACAGAUCAAAGCUCAAACAUCCGGUUUUUAUUAGUCAAAUUUUCAUUAAUUUCAAACAGACAUGGACCCAUCAGUUCAUUCCUUGUCGAAUAGUUGACCCUGUGUGCUUGUAACCUUGGUUAGAACGCCCGCGAAAAGCACACGACAAGUAAACUUUGCCCGUUCUGCAUUAUUGCUUACUUACCUUACCAAUCAGGCUAAGGCCGAGGUGGCCUCUGCUGUACAUAGUAGCCUCCUCCAUUCCACUCGGCCCAUGGCAGUUUGUCUCCAGUUCCGCACUCUGCGUAGGGUCCGCAGAUCGUCCUCCACUCAUUAUUGCUUAGAGAGAUUGAUUCUCUUGGAUUGCAUUUGAAGCUCUUUCAGCACUACAAGCACUCUUCCAAAAAGUGUAUGAAUUUCCCAAAUGGAAGAGAAUGUGCCUCUGGAGCCGACUUACUGAUACCUGAAGAGGCGAAGGUUGAAAUCAACAAAAUCCAUGUUAUAUCGUGCAUACGAUAUACUAGCAGGUUCGUACCACUGGGAAUAGAUGAUAAGCAAACACCAAAUCUAAUGUUUCUCUCGUGAUGGUCACGAUAAUUUGGAGCACUUGUAAUACAUAGAAUUACAUCAGUACAGCUUAAGAUGGCCGAUUUUAAAGCUUUGAGACUUAUGAGCUUAUCGGGGUGGAAACAAAGCUGAAUAAAUAUUUGGAGGUUAUGGCUUUCAGUCUUGGGAGAAAUAAAACGAUCGAUCAAUUCUGACUAUACAUGUCAAUGGUUGCUCCUCCGUGAUUGAUCUGAACUGGUACCAGUUGCACUGUGAUCCAACUGAAUAAGGGGCUGGGACAUUCCACUUAUUCUCAAAGUGCAAUUUUAGCAGCUCAUGCAUAUUUGAUCAAUAACGGCGCCGGCCAAGUCCUUAUAGUCAGCUGGGAAGGGAAAGGAAUGUUAGAGUGUACUGGUUGUUGCUACUAGAGACCGAGAGCACUCUGCGUCCCACAACCCGCACGGACUAGGGUAUUUGUUAGACGGAAAGGAUGGGAGAUCUGGGAGUCACCGUUGGGUCGGUGAUGCGAUCCAUGGAUAGGGUUAUUUAUAGUGUUCGUGAUAGAUUGUGUGGUGAAUAAGGUGAAUAAGGUCAAGCGGCACAGCACGCUUUGGUUGCAUAACUUAUAGGCGUUAUACAGGGUGUUCCCUUCCUUAAUGCUAAUCCUUCGGGGGCUGAUAGAGGACCAUAAUAGGUGAAAAAAAUUGUUCUACGCAUAUGGUCAAAUCUCAACCGUUUCGGAGUUAUUGAACUUUUAAUGUUUUUGACUAUGCUUGCCUUAAACUGGCUGUAACUUCAAAAUGGUUCAACUUAUCAAAGUUCUUUUGAUUGCAUUGGAAAGAUAAUUAAAUUUUCUAUCUAAUAACGUCUUUGAACCUGUUGGUUUUUGUAAUUUAGUAAGUUUUGUAGGGCAAAAAAGUUAAAAGUUAGCUAUUUUUGACAAGUUUUUGCUUAUUAACUUUGAAAAAUGCGUGGUAAAUUAAAUUUUUCUCUUAGAGAAACUUGUGCGCCUUGACUUGCUUAACAAUUCGUUCUUUAACGUCAAACUCCUAACUCUUAUCGUUUUCUUACAAUUUCGAUUUGAACACCCUAUUUCGUAUCAAUAAUUUGCCUCAGUAUCUGCCACAGAUGAAAGCUCAUUUAACCCCACUGUGUCAUUGGAGCUGGCGUCUUGUUUUGCAUCGUGCAACCGCGCGCACAGCACACUUUGUCCGUCGUCCAAUAGCAACAGCGUGGCGCGUAUGAAUGACAAGAACGACGCUGCUGUAGGUUCAUGUUGAAUGAUUUGGUGUGAUUACCGUGAUCCUGAGAGGCUCUUCAUGAUGAUUAGGGAAGUGGACUAGUGAUUCUAGGUGCAGGUUGAUUAUUAUCAACGAAAAAUAGAGGUUUUGAUGGGACGGGAAGCGGCAUAAACUGAUGAUUCCGAGAAAAUAGAGUGGGAGGGGUAAAAUUACAGAAGGAAUCUUGAAGUCACCGAAGGGAGUCACGUAGUUUCGGGGGAAAUUAAAUAAUUGUGGUAGAGAAUGAGGGUUCAAGUGAUAGAGUUUCGGUAAAAAAAAAAAAUAAUUCCGGAACACACGCUAUUCUUAAAAGUGCAAAGUUGGAGCUUAGAACUAAUGAUUUGAGAAAGAAUCUGAUUUUAGAAACUUUUGCUCUGCAGAAUGAUAACAGUUUUUCAAAUUCAUCAAGAAAUUUCCUCAACGAUUCAUCAAAAUUCCUACAGAAAAACUAUCAAGCAUUCUAGCCACGAUUCUUCCGGGAAUUUCUCCAUAGAUUCCUCCAAGUGCUCCUCCACGAAUUCGCCCAAGAAUUCUCCAGAAACCUAUCCGAAACAUUUUUUAGGCGUUCCUCAAGAAAACAUUCCAGAGGUUCCUCAAAGAAUUUCUCCAGAAAUUUUACCAUGAAUUCCUCUCAAAAGAUUUUCCCGGAGAUUUAAUCAGAUUUUUUUUUCCAAUAAGUCUUCCCGGCAUCUCUCUAAGGAAUUUGUUUCAAUGAUUCCUCUAGCAAUUCCCCCAAGUGUUGGUAUAGGAAUUCCUCUAAGGAAUCUUUCAGUAAUUUAUGAAAGGAUUCUUGUAUUAAUUUCUCCAAGGAUUACUCCACGAAUUCCUGAGAGGGUCCCUACAAACCAUCUAAAGCUUUCUAUCAGAAAUUCUCCAAUGACUCCUCCAAACAUUCUUCCUAGAAUUCCUGCAACGAUUCUUUCAUGGAUUCUUACAGUAAUUUCUCCAAACAUUUCUUUAUGAAAUUCUUCAACGAUUCUCCAUGGAUUCCUCCAAAAAAAUUUCCAGCAGAAGUUCCCCGGACAAUUUAUCCUACAAUUUCUCCAAAGAUUCUUUGAUAAUUUCUUCUAAGAAUUUCUUAAGGGAAUUAAAACUGCAGGAAUUCCUACCACCAGGGGUUUCACCAGGAAUUCUUCUAGAAAUUCCUCCAGGAAUUCCACAACGAAUUCCACCAGGAACUGCAUAAGAAACUUCUACAAUAACUGUACCAGAAAAUCCACUAGUUUCUCUUGGUGAAGUUUCUCUGGGAAUGCCUCUAGGAAUUCCUCCAAGUACUCCAUCAGGAAUUUUCAAAAUUGUCAGUCAGUAGUGUCUUCAGGUAUGCCACCUGGAGUUUCUCGAGAAAUUUCAUCUGGAAGUCAUCCGCGAUAUCCACUAGAAAUUCUUUAAGGGGAUCUACUAGGAAUUUCACUAAGAAUUCCUCCAGAAAUUCCACAGGAAUUUCCUCCAUGAAUUUCACCUGGGAUUUGACCUAAAAUUCCACUAAGAAUUCCACCAUGAAUUCUUCCGAUAAUUCUAGAAAAAGCUACUCUAAGAAUUGUCUCAGGAGAAUUCUCUAUGAAAUUCUACCAGGAUUUUCAAUAGAAAUUCCUCUAGAAAUUUCACUAGGUAUUCGUUAAGAAUUACAACCACCAAGAAUUCUUCCAGAAAUUCCUCUGGGAAUUCCAGCAGGAAUUGCAUGAGAAAUUUUCUUCAAUAAUGAUACCAAAAGUUCCGCCAGGAAAUCCACCUGUUUCUUUUGGUGAAAUUUCUAUGAGAAUACCUCUAGGAAUGCUCCUAAUAAUUGCACCCCAAAUUCUUCCAGGAUUUCAUCAGGAGGUUUUUUCCAUGAAUUCAAUCAGGAGUUUCCCCACGAUUCAUUAAGGAAUUCUACUAGAAAUUCCAUCAGGGGUUUCUCCAGGAGAAGAUCCUCUUCAAAUUCUUUCAGAAAUCACUCUAUUAAUAUCUCCAGGAAUUCAAUUAGAAUUCCUCCGAGAAUUUCACCAGAAAUUCUACUCGGCAUUCCUCCGAAAAUUUCAUCUGGAAUUCCUCCGAGAAUUUCACCAGGAAUUCCUCCGAGAGUUUCACCAGCAAUUCCUCCAAAAAUUCCACCAGGUAUUCCACAUGGGAUUCCUCAAGAAAUUUUACCAAUAUUUCCACCUGGAAUUUCACCCGGAAUUCCUUCAGGAAUUUCAGCAGGAUUUCCACCAGGAAGUUUCUCCAUGAAUUCCACCAGAAAUUCUUUCCGAAUUUUCCCAUUGAGUUCCUCCUGGAAUUCCGCCAAGAAAUUCUCUAGGAAUUCCACCAGACGUCUAUCUCAAUUCCAUCAAGAAUCCUUCUAGGAAUUCCACCAGCAAUUCCUCCAUUCAUUUUGCCAGAUCUCCCAGGAAUUCUCUCAAGUUUUUCACCAGGAAUUCCUCCAGAAAUUUCAGCAGGAUUUCCACGAUGAAUUCCAGCCAAAAUUACACCAUGAAUUCCACCAGGAAUUCCGCCAGAAGUUCCUUAAGGAAUUUUACCAGAAAUGUUUCUUUACCUCCAUUUAUUCUACCAAAGAUUCUUUGAUAAUUCUUCCAAGGAUUUCUGGGGGGAAUGAAAACUGCAGGAAUUCCACAACGAUUUCCACCAGGAACUGCAUAAGAAAUUUUUAACAGUAACUAUACCAGUAGGUCGACCAGGAAAUCCACUAGUUUCUCUAGGUGAAAAUUCUCUGGGAAUGCCUCUAGAAAUUUCUCCUAUAACUCCAUCAGGAAUUCCUUCAAAAUUUUCAAUUAGUAGUGUCUUUAGGAGUUUCUCGAGGAGUGCCAUCAGGAAGUCCUCCGUGAUAUCAACUAGAAAUUCUUUAAGGAGAUCUACUAGGAAUUUCACCAGGAUUUGCUUCAGGAACUCCACCAGGAAUUCCUCCAGGAAUUCCACCAGAAUUACUUCCAGGAGCUCCACCUGAGAUUUUACCUAAAACUCUUCUUAGAAUUCCACCAUGAAUUCUUCCGAUAAUUCUAGAAAAAGCUUCUCUAAGAAUUCUUUCAAGAGUAACUCUAUGAAUUCCUCCAGAAUUUCCCAUAAAAAAUUCCUCUAGAAAUUUUACCGCGUAUUCGUUAAGAAUUACAACCACCAGGUAUUCACCAGGUAUUCUUUCAGAAAUUCCUCUGGGAAUUCCAGCAGGAAUUGCAUAAGAAAUAUCGUGGAUGCCUUCGACUAUGAUUGCUGAUUUUUGGAAAGUUUUCGACUCUUUCAGUCUUCUUAGCAACUAAAACGAUUAUUGCAUCGACAUUCCGACGUUUCGUCGAUGCAAAAGCCGAAAACUUUCCAAAAAUAAGAAAUUUCUCCAAUAAUGAUACCAAAAGUUCCCCCAGGAAAUCCACCAGUUUUUCUGGGUGAAAUUUCUAUGGGAAUACCUCCAGAAACGCCUCUAAGAAUUCCACCAGAAAUUCCUCCAGGAUUUUCAUCUGGAGGUUUUUUCCAGGAAUUCAAUCAGGAGUUCCUCCACGAUUCAUUAAGGAAUUCUACUAGAUAUUCCGCCAAGAGUUCUUCCAGCAGAAGUUCCUUUUGUAAUUCCUUCGGAAAUCCUUUGGGAAUCCCACUAGGAAUUUUUUCAGGCAUUCUACUACGAAUUUCUUCAGGAAUUCUACCAGUAAUUCCUCCGAGAAUUUCACCAGGACUUGUACACGGCAUUCCUCCGAGAAUGUUUAUCAGGAAUUCCUUCGAGAAUUUCACCAGGUAUUCCACAUGGGAUUCCUCAAGAAAUUCUACCAGGAUUUCCACCUGCAAUUGCACCCAGAAUUCCUUUAGGAAUUUUACAAGGAUUUCCUCCAGGAAUUAUACCCGGAAUUUCUCCAGGAAUUUCAUCAGGAUUUUCACCAGGAACUCCCUUAGGAAUUCCUCCAGGUAUUCUACUACGAAUUCUUCCAGGAUUUCUACCGAUAAUUCCUUUAGAAAUUCUACGAGACAUUCUUUGAGGAAUUCCUCCACAGAUUUCACCGGGAUUUCCUUCAUUAUUUUUCCAGGAAUUCCACCAGGUAUUCCACUCGAAAUUCCUCCAGAUAUUUUACCAGGAUUUGCAUCUGAAAUAACACCCAGAAUUCCUCCAGUAUUUUCACCAGGAAUUCAAGCCUGAAUUUCUUCAGAAAUUUCACCAGGAUUUCCACCGGAAUCCCUCCAGAAAUUUCACCAGGAUUCCACCUGGCAUCUCUCUAGUUAUUCUACCAGGAAUCCUUCUAGUUAUCUCCAAGAAAAUCUCCACGAUAUCUGCUAGAAGUUGAUUAACGACCUCUCCAAGGAAAUCCAAAAGUAUUUCCUUUAGUAAUUCCACCAGGUUUUUUUUCUCCAGCAGUGCCAGCCAGAAUUCCUCUAAAAAUUUCACCAUGAAUUCCACAAGGAACUCAGCUAGGAAUUCUGUCAGGAAUUCCUCCAGGAAUUGUUCCAGAAGUUCUGCCAGGAUUUCUACCUGGAUUUCCACCUAGAACUUCACCUGGAAUUCCACCAGGAAUUACACUAGGCAUUCCACCAGGAUUCGACCGGAAUUGCUCCCAGGAAUUCUUUCAGGAUUGCCUCCAGGAAUUUCAGCAAGAAUUCAUUCAGGAGUUCCACAAGGAAUCCUCCUAAAAAUUCCUAAAAAAAAUUCCAUCAGGAUUUCAUCCAGGAAUUCCACCAGGAUGUCUACCUGAAAUUCUACCGGAAAAUCCAGCAGGGAUUUCACUUGAAGCUUUUUCCAAUAAUUGCACCAGAAAUUCUUCCACGAAAUUCUCCAGGAAUUCCACCAGGAGUCCCUCUAUGAAUUCCACCUGGAAUCCUUCUUGGAAUUCCACCAGCAAUUCCUCCAUGCAUUUUGCUAGAAAUUUUGCCAGGAACUCUCUCAAGUUUUUCGCCAGAAAUUCCUACAUAAAUUCAACCAGCAGUUCUUCCAGGAAUUUCUCUUGGAAUUCUUACUGGAAUACUACCAGAAGUUUCUCCGAGGACUUCACAAGGAAUUCCUCCAGAAAUGUCAGCAGGAUUUCCACGAUUAAUUCCAGCCGAAAUUGCAUCAUCAAUUCCACCAGAAGUUCCUUCAGGCAUUCCACCAGAAAUGUUUCUAAAUAAGAAUUCCACCAGAAAUGUUUCUAAAUAAGAAUUCCACCAGGGUUUCCUUUGAGAAUACUACCGAAUUGCUCCAGGUAUUUCACUACGAAUUCUUUAAGGAAUUCAUCAAGGAAAUCCUACAGGUGUUAUAAUAGGAAUUUCACCAGGAUUUCCACCAGGUUUCCUCUAGCAACUCUAUCAUGAAUCCCUCUAUGAAUUCCAGUAGGUAUUCUACUACUAAUUUUUCCAGAAAUUCUACCAGGUAUUCCACUCGGAAAUCCUCUGGAUAUUUUAUCAGCAUUUCCAUCAAAUCUCACCAGAGAUAUCACCAGGAAUUCCGCCAGAAGUUCCUCCAGAUAUUCCACCUAAAGUUACUCCACGCGCUCCACUAGGAAUUUUUCAAGGAAUUCCUCUUUGGAAUCCACCUGGAUAUCCACCAGGAGUUCAUCUGGGAAUUCUACCAGGCGUUCCUCAAUGAAUUCCAUCAGAAAGUCCUUUAUGAAUUUAACCAAAAAGUUCUUCAGUAUUUCCUCCAGGAAUUUCUCCAAGAAUUCCUUCAAGAAUUCCUUCAAGAAUUUCACAAGUAAUCUCUCUAGGAAUUUCAUCAGGAGUUCCGCCAGGAAUUCUUUGGAGAAUUGUUACACGAAUUGCACCAGGAGCUCUUCCAUGACUUCCCCUAGAAAUUCCUGAAUGAAAUCCUCUAGAAAUUCAUUCACGACUUCCUCCGGGAAUUUUACCAAGAAUUUCUCCAGUAAUUCCACCAGGAAUUUCUUCAGGUAUUCUACUACGAAUUUCUCCUGGAAUUCUACCAGGAACUCCUGCGAGAACUUCGCCACUAGGAAUUUCUCCAGGUAUUAUACUACGAAUUCUUCCAGAAAUUCCACCAAGAAUACACCGAAGUAUUCUACUAGGAAUUCUUCCAGGAAUUUUAUAAGGAGUUCGUAUAAGUAUUUCACCAGGGCCGAAGAGGCGAAUGAAUUUUUAUUUAAAGCCUCUAUAAUAAAAAAAAAAAAAAAAAAUUCACCAGGGAUUCCACCUGGAAUUCCUACCGGAAUUUCACUAGGGAUUCCCCCAAAACUAUUACCAGUUCCAUAAGUUCUGUAGAAAUUUCUCAAGAUUUUUUUUUGAAGAUUGUUUUUCCUAUAACUGAAUGAAGAAAAUUCUGGUUGAUUUCCUGAAGGAGUUCUAGGUGGAAUUCUUGGAAGAAUUUCUAAAGAAAUUUCUGCUGAAAUUUCUGGAGAAAAUUCUGCUGGAAUUUCGGAAGGCAUUUCUAGGUGAAUUCCUAUUGGAAUUCCAGGUGAAAUUCCAAGUGGAAUUUCUGGUGAAAUUCCUAGAGGAUUUCCUUGUAGAUGUUCUGGAAUUUCGUGGAGGACUUCCUAAUGAAAUUCCUGAAGAAACUCCGGUUGGAAUUCCUGGAGGAGCUCCUUGUGGAAAAUCCUGGAGGAAAUCAUGGAACCAUUCCUAGAGAAGCUUCUCCUAGAGAAACGGGUGAAUUUCCUGGAGGAUCUCCUAGUGGAAUUUUUGGAGGAACUCCUGGUAUAAUUAUUGGCGGAUUUUUUGGUAAAAUUCUUGGAGGGAUUCCUUGUGGAAUUCCAUGUGGAAUUCCUAAUGGAUUUUCUGGUGAAAUUCUGAAAAUAUGAAUGGUAAAAUUCCCUGGAGGAAUUCCUAUAGGGAAUCCUGGAGGAAAUUCUGGAGGAAUUACUGAGAAACUUUGGUUGGUUUCAUGGACAAAAUCUUGAAGAAAUGUAUGGAGGUAUUUCUAGUGCAUUCAAGAAAAACUCCUGAAGAAAUUUCUAAGGUAUUUCUGGUAGAAAUCCUAGAGGAAAUUCAGGUGGACAUCCUGGUGCAAUUAAAAAUGGAAAUCCUUGGAAAAAAAAAUAGUGGAGCUCGUUGAGGAACUCUUGGUAGAAGUUCUGGAAAAUCUCCUAGCGGAAUUACUGAUGGAAUUAAUGAUGGAAUUUAUGGUGUAAUUCCUGGUGAAAAUCUGAGUGAAAUUCGUGGAGGAAUUCCAGGUUAAAUACCAAGUGAAAAUCCUGGUAAAAUUCAUGGUGAAAUUCUGGUGGUAUUCCUAGAGGGAUUCCUGAUGGAAUUUCUAGAGCAUUCCUUGGUGGAGUUCCCGGAGGAGUUCCUUGUGGAAUUCUUCGAGGAUAUCCUGAAUAAAUUUCCGGUGAAAUUCAUGGAGAAUCUUCUGCUGGUGCAAUUCUAAAACAAAAUUUCAGGUGGAGUUCCUGGAAGAGUUUUAGGUGGAUAUACUGGUGGAAUCCAUGAGGCAACUCCUGGUAGAAUUCCUGGUAUAACUUCACAUGGAUUUACUGAGGGAGAUGCUGGUUUAAUUAUUCGAGAAAUUGGUUAUUUAAGUCCUGGUGGAACACGUUGUUGAAUUACUUGUGAAAUUCGUGACGGAAUUUCUGGAAGAGUUCAUGGUGAAAGUCCUGGAGGAAUUUUUGGAUAAAUUAAUGAAGGAAAUCCCGGUGAAAUCUGUGGAGGAAUUCCUCAAGGAAUUUCUCGUAGAAUUUCUAAAGGAAUUAUCGGUAGAAAUCCUGGAAGAAUUCGUAGUAGAAUACCUGGAGGAAUUCCUAAGGGAGUUCCUGGUGAAAAUCCUGAUGAAAUUCCUGGAGAAAUUCCGGGUAUAAUUCCUGGAGGAAAUCCUGGUAAAAUUCCUAAAGGAAUUCUGGGUGCAAUUGCAGGUGGAAAUCCUGGUAGAAUUUCUUGAGGAAUCCCAUGUGAAAUACCUGGUGAAAUUCUCGAAGGAAUUCCUGGUAGAAUUCCUGGAGAAAUUCGUAGUAGAAUGCCUGAAAAAAUCCUAGUGGGAUUCCCAAAGGAUUUCCGAAGGAAUUACAAAAGGAACUUCUGCUGGAAGAACUCUUGGCGGAAUAUCUAGUAGAAUUUCUUAAUGAAUCGUGGGGGAACUCCUGAUUGAAUUCCUGGAAAAAACCUCCUGAUGAGAAUCCUGGAAGAAUUUGGGGUGGAAUUAUUAGGAGCAUUCCUAGAGGUAUUCCCAUAGAAAUUUCACCAAAUGAAACAGGUGGAUUUCCUGCCGGAACUUUUGGUAUCAUUAUUGAAGAAAAUUUCUUAUGCAAUUCCUGCUGGAAUUCCCAGAGGAAUUUCUAGAGGAAUUUCUAUUGAAAAUCCUGGUAGAAUUCAUAGAGUUACUCCUGAGAGAAUUCUUAGAGUAGCUUUUUCUAGAAUUAUCGGAAGAAUUCAUGGUGGAAUUCUUAGUAGAAUUUUAGGUCAAAUCCCAGGUGAAAUUCAUGGAGGAAAUUCCUGUGGAAUUUCUGGAGGAAUUCUUAGUGAAAUUCCUAGUAGAUCUCCUUAAAGAAUUUCUAGUGGAUAUCGCGGAUGACUUCCAGAUGAAAUUUCUCGAGAAACUCCAGGUGGCAUAACUGAAGACACUACUGACUGACAAUUUUGGAAAUUCCUGAUGGAGUACUUGGAGGAAUUCCUAGAGGCAUUCCCAGAGAAACUUCACCAAGAGAAACUAGUGGAUUUUCUGGUACAGUUAUUGUAGAAGUUUCUUAUGCAGUUCCUGGUGGAAUUCGUUGUGGAAUUCCUGGAGGAAUUUCUAGAAGAAUUCCUGGUGAAACCCCUGGUGGUAGGAAUUCCUGCAGUUUUAAUUCCCUUAAGAAAUUCUUAGAAGAAAUUAUCAAAGAAUCUUUGGAGAAAUUGUAGGAUAAAUUGUCCGGGGAACUUCUGCUGGAAAAUUUUUUGGAGGAAUCCAUGGAGAAUCGUUGAAGAAUUUCAUAAAGAAAUGUUUGGAGAAAUUACUGUAAGAAUCCAUGAAAGAAUCGUUGCAGGAAUUCUAGGAAGAAUGUUUGGAGGAGUCAUUGGAGAAUUUCUGAUAGAAAGCUUUAGAUGGUUUGUAGGGACCCUCUCAGGAAUUCGUGGAGUAAUCCUUGGAGAAAUUAAUACAAGAAUCCUUUCAUAAAUUACUGAAAGAUUCCUUAGAGGAAUUCCUAUACCAACACUUGGGGGAAUUGCUAGAGGAAUCAUUGAAACAAAUUCCUUAGAGAGAUGCCGGGAAGACUUAUUGGAAAAAAAAAUCUGAUUAAAUCUCCGGGAAAAUCUUUUGAAUCUGGAAUGUUUUCUUGAGGAACGCCUAAAAAAUGUUUCGGAUAGGUUUCUGGAGAAUUCUUGGGCGAAUUCGUGGAGGAGCACUUGGAGGAAUCUAUGGAGAAAUUCCCGGAAGAAUCGUGGCUAGAAUGCUUGAUAGUUUUUCUGUAGGAAUUUUGAUGAAUCGUUGAGGAAAUUUCUUGAUGAAUUUGAAAAACUGUUAUCAUUCUGCAGAGCAAAAGUUUCUAAAAUCAGAUUCUUUCUCAAAUCAUUAGUUCUAAGCUCCAACUUUGCACUUUUAAGAAUAGCGUGUGUUCCGGAAUUAUUUUUUUUUUUUACCGAAACUCUAUCACUUGAACCCUCAUUCUCUACCACAAUUAUUUAAUUUCCCCCGAAACUACGUGACUCCCUUCGGUGACUUCAAGAUUCCUUCUGUAAUUUUACCCCUCCCACUCUAUUUUCUCGGAAUCAUCAGUUUAUGCCGCUUCCCGUCCCAUCAAAACCUCUAUUUUUCGUUGAUAAUAAUCAACCUGCACCUAGAAUCACUAGUCCACUUCCCUAAUCAUCAUGAAGAGCCUCUCAGGAUCACGGUAAUCACACCAAAUCAUUCAACAUGAACCUACAGCAGCGUCGUUCUUGUCAUUCAUACGCGCCACGCUGUUGCUAUUGGACGACGGACAAAGUGUGCUGUGCGCGCGGUUGCACGAUGCAAAACAAGACGCCAGCUCCAAUGACACAGUGGGGUUAAAUGAGCUUUCAUCUGUGGCAGAUACUGAGGCAAAUUAUUGAUACGAAAUAGGGUGUUCAAAUCGAAAUUGUAAGAAAACGAUAAGAGUUAGGAGUUUGACGUUAAAGAACGAAUUGUUAAGCAAGUCAAGGCGCACAAGUUUCUCUAAGAGAAAAAUUUAAUUUACCACGCAUUUUUCAAAGUUAAUAAGCAAAAACUUGUCAAAAAUAGCUAACUUUUAACUUUUUUGCCCUACAAAACUUACUAAAUUACAAAAACCAACAGGUUCAAAGACGUUAUUAGAUAGAAAAUUUAAUUAUCUUUCCAAUGCAAUCAAAAGAACUUUGAUAAGUUGAACCAUUUUGAAGUUACAGCCAGUUUAAGGCAAGCAUAGUCAAAAACAUUAAAAGUUCAAUAACUCCGAAACGGUUGAGAUUUGACCAUAUGCGUAGAACAAUUUUUUUCACCUAUUAUGGUCCUCUAUCACCCCCCGAAGGAUUAGCAUUAAGGAAAGGAACACCCUGUAUAUACACUGUGCUGUGAGUGGAAGUUGGAAGGGAGGGAAACGACUUUUUUCAAUUCGUUUCUGGUUCUAGCGAUGGCUAUGAACAUAUGAAUAUACAUGAGCUGUAUAUGUAGAGAAGAGAGAGUGAGAGAAAGUGGAUAGAAAGAUACAAAGUAGGAUGAAAAGGACGGGCCAGGGAUUGAACCCAUGACCUUCUGCAUACGAAUCAGAAGCGGUAGCCACUAGACCACCAAGCCCGUUCAACGAUCAAUUCUGACUAUACAUGUCAAUGGUUGCUCCUCCGUGAUUGAUCUGAACUGGUACCAGUUGCACUGAGAUCCAACUGAAUAAGGGGCUGGGACAUUCCACUUAUUCUCAAAGUGCAAUUUUAGCAGCUCAUGCAUAUUUGAUCAAUAACGGCGCCGGCCAAGUCCUUAUAGUCAGCUGGGAAGGGAAAGGAAUGUUAGAGUGUACUGGUUGUUGCUACUAGAGACCGAGAGCACACUGCGUCCCCACAAUGCAGCACGGACUGGGGUAUUUGUUAGACGGAAAGGAUGGGAGAUCUGGGAGUCACCGUUGGGUCGGUGAUGCGAUCCAUGGAUAGGGUUAUUUAUAGUAUUCGUGAUAGAUUGUGUGGUGAAUAAGGUGAAUGAGGUCAAGCGGCACAGCACGCUUUGGUUGCAUAACUUAUAGGCGUUAUAUACACUGUGCUGUGAGUGGAAGUUGGAAGGGAGGGAAACGACUUUUUUUUUCAAUUCGUUUCUGGUUCUAGCGAUGGCUAUGAACAUAUGAAUAUACACUCCCGUUCAAAAGUUUGGGGUCACCCCCUCAAAAACAUGUCAUUUUUUUAGGCCCAUAUCUCCGCCAAUUUGCGUUCGAUUUCAAAACCCUAGGUUUCAUUCAAAAGAUAAUAAAUCAAAGAAACUUUGAACAUGAUUUAAAAGAA
Aedes albopictus (Asian tiger mosquito) is the source of this 34697-nucleotide messenger RNA. RefSeq lists its product as uncharacterized. The record is from RefSeq and is a predicted model, not a curated record. The coding region runs from base 3672 to 6104 and encodes 810 amino acids. NCBI's taxonomy places the organism in Eukaryota, Metazoa, Arthropoda, Insecta, Diptera, Culicidae. The transcript is spliced from 2 exons.